Thlaspi arvense is the source of this 1808-nucleotide messenger RNA. Lineage: Eukaryota; Viridiplantae; Streptophyta; Magnoliopsida; Brassicales; Brassicaceae. The record is from the annotation of a GenBank genome assembly.
AAUGGAACUCAAAGAGAUAAUAAUAAAAGAUAUUAUUUUGAUUAGCCAUCUUCAUGAUUCAUUGAUUUGAUCCUCUGUUUUAUUAAACCAAAUCUCAACACUCGUCACUCUCAAACAAUCCAGGAUUCCUACACAAUCAUCUUUCUCUGAUCCUUUCUUUCUCUCUGUUUCUUCCUCCGAGAUAUGGCCGUAAUCAACAGCCUCCGUCGCUUGGCUCGUACCACUCAGGUUAAUUUGCAGAGCAGGUAUGCUGUUUCUUCCAAAUACAUGUCUGGGAACUGCAGCUCAAGGAUCUUCACUACAGAGGCAUCACCAGAGAAGCAAAACCCAGCUGGGUCUAAAGGGCAUGAUAUGCUUGCACCUUUUACAGCUGGAUGGCAGAGUGCUGAUUUAGAUCCUUUGAUCAUAGCAAAAUCUGAGGGAAGCUAUGUGUAUGAUGACCAUGGGAGAAAGUAUCUUGAUUCUCUAGCUGGUCUAUGGUGUACAGCUUUAGGAGGAAAUGAGCCACGGCUUGUUUCUGCUGCUAUGGAGCAGUUGAAAACUUUGCCGUUUUAUCACUCCUUUUGGAACCGUACUACUAAACCUUCUCUGGAUCUUGCUACGGAUCUUUUGGAAAUGUUCACGGCUAACAAAAUGGCCAAAGCAUUUUUUACAAACAGUGGAUCAGAGGCCAACGAUACACAGGUUAAGCUGGUUUGGUAUUACAAUAACGCACUUGGAAGGCCCGAGAAGAAAAAAUUUAUCGCCAGAAACAAAUCGUACCAUGGCUCCACUCUAAUAUCAGCAAGUUUGUCCGGUCUUCCAGCACUGCACCAAAACUUUGAUUUACCUGCACCAUUUGUGCUGCAUACAGAUUGCCCUCAUUAUUGGCGUUUUCAUCUUCCAGGCGAAACGGAAGAGGAGUUCUCAACCAGAUUAGCCAAGAAUUUAGAGGAUCUUAUCAUCAAAGAGGGACCAGAAACUAUUGGUGCUUUUAUCGCUGAGCCAGUCAUGGGUGCGGGAGGUGUGAUACCUCCACCUGCUACCUACUUUGAAAAGGUUCAAGCUGUAGUUAAGAAGUAUGAUAUCCUGUUCAUUGCUGAUGAGGUAUGUUCGGAGAGGAACAUACCAGAGCAUGUCGCCAAAGUUGCCCCAAGGUUCCAAGAUGGUCUUAAAGCUUUCUCAAAGAGUAGUCCUAUAAUUGGAGAGAUAAGAGGAACGGGUUUGAUUCUAGGGACCGAGUUUGCAGACAACAAAUCGCCAAACGAACCAUUUCCUCCAGAAUGGGGUGUUGGUGCAUACUUUGGAGCCGAGUGCCAGAAGCGUGGGAUGUUAGUUCGUGUUGCAGGUGAUAGCAUAAUGAUGUCUCCACCGCUCAUUAUCUCAUCUGAAGAGAUCGAUGAGGCAAAUCGCUAAUCUUGAGACAUUAGAUGGCUUUUUUUUCCCGCUAAAUCUUGUGACCAGUUCCCUGAAACUCUCUUCUUCGCCUUCCUCUGUUUUUUUUGUAUCUUUUUGUUCAGUUGAUUGAGAUCUACGGGAAAGCGUUGAAGGCAACAGAAGAGAGGGUAAAAGAACUCAAGACUCAGCAUAAGAAGUGAGAAACAGAGUUCUGAAAAUGUCAAACGAGAAAGUGGUUUAGAUUCUCCCAUCUCUCUCCUUGAAUUGUUUGCCAUUUGCUUUGCACAAUUCACAAUUUUAGCUACAUGCAUAAUAAUAAAGCUUUCAACUUCAUUUCACUUUUUUCUCACGAUGUUAACAAAAUCAUCUUACGAAACCAAAGAUGCACAGACACAAGUCUUAGUUAUACAGUACAAUAUUCUACUUGAUGG